This is a messenger RNA of Danio rerio (zebrafish), 2474 nucleotides long. Lineage: Eukaryota; Metazoa; Chordata; Actinopteri; Cypriniformes; Danionidae. The record is from RefSeq and is a predicted model, not a curated record.
ACAAUGGCCGUGUCGUCACUAUCGUCUGCUUGUCAUCUUAAGGGAGUAUCAGUUACCUGCGCCAGAGUGUUUGUGUGUGUUUCCGCGGGCUGUUGUUGCUUAUUAACCGCGCGCUGCGGCAUCUCAAAUCCAGCUGAUCGAGCGCAUCCAGGCGGGGAGUUCUUUACCCGGAGACAGGCAUGGAUGAGGAGGCUCAGGACAGCGAGUGUCCCGUCUGCUACGAGAGCUUCUCGGACAGCGCCAGGACGCUCAGUUGCGGCCAUCACUUCUGCCAUGACUGCUUAGUGCGAACAUUAGUUAACACCAGCCUGAACGGGACUAAUAAACGGGAUAAUAUCAUCUGUCCCGUCUGCAGACACCUGACAUUCAUCACAAAGCAGCACGGAUUUACAGUUUCAACCACAGAAUCCAAAAGACUUGGAAAGACUUUGGAAGUGCCAUCAGUGCCCACUCCUGAAUUCCCCAGGAACACUACUGGGUCUCAUACCGGAGGUCUGGAGUGUAUCUGCUGGUGUCUAAGGAGGAUUUCAUGUAGACUGUGUAGACGACAACUGGUCUGUCCUAAAGACGCCUCAGAGGUGUUUAUUAUAAGUGAAUUGGGACGACCCAUGGCAGAAGGGGACAUUAUCAACAAUGGGACGACGUCAGGGACACAGCAGGACUACAGCAGCAAUGGACAGAGGUUUUGCACCAUCUCCUGCUGGCUUCUCGUCCUAAUGAUCUCUUUCACAUUACUGGCGCUGGUGGCUGCCACUCUUCCAUGGGUUUUGUUGGCGUAAAGAGUCCAGAACUGCCCAUGUGGACCAAUUUAAAGGGAUUAAUCAAGCAAAAAUGAAAAAUAUGUCAUUACUCACCAUGUUUGAAACCUGAGUUUUUUUCAGAUGUUUCGAAAAAUGUUGGUUGGCUUCCAGAGUACUUUUUGAUUUACUAUUGAUAUCGAUGGGUGCCAGCAACCAGCAUUUGUUAAAAUAUAUUAUUUUGUGUUCAGCUGAAGAAAGAAACUCAAAUAGGUGUAAAACUAAGAGUAUAUGAUGAGGUGAUCUCUUUAAAAGUACAGUAGUAUAUAUUAACACACACUUUCUCAGGUGUCACUGGAAAAAGAAAUGUAUCGACUGGUUUCGCAAGUCACAAUGAAUGUUUUAUGAAGAACAGGCGGUUAUUUUGCGACCAGUUCCGAGGCUUGUUCUGGCUUGUCUUUGGGAAGGGGGAGACUUGUGGAAGUUAUGAAGCAAACACAAAUGGAUAGUUUCACUGUAUGGAUGAAUAGAGAGAUCUUGAGAUUGACACUUGCAGUUACUGUGAGGAAACAGAGUGGUUUAAACUUGGAGAAGCUAAGAUGAGACCGUCUGGUGUCACUCGAUCUUGGAGAAACACUGUGGGAUUGGAUUUCAUUUGCUAUGGACACUGACGUUUGAGAAUGGAGAAAGGGAAGGGUGUCAUGAGGCUUCACUUUGGUUUUUUGUUUUCUUCAGCUCGCAUUGCCUGGAAGGAUCAAUACACACCCUCGCUCGUCCAGAAAUUCUUGUCACACAGGCUAGCAAGCUAGUUUCAGCCCAGAAAUGAUUAAUACCUCACAUUCUGCGCAAGUUAACACUGAUGACUUGAUUGGAGGAUGCUUCUGUGACAUACUUGAGGAGGAAUGCUUAAGAAUCUCCUGCUUUAGGAGAAGUCCAAUAAUUGACUGGAGUUUUAUUGCUCUGUGUGAUGACCAAUGGAUCUCUCAGGUUUAAUUUUGAGGUUGGCUCAGAUGUUUUCUUUGGUCAAAAAGCUUAUCAGGAGAAAUGUUAUUAAGGUGCAGUUACAGUUACUCUGUUUUUUGUGAAUAUUCUGGUGGAAUUCAGAAGCUUGCAGAAAAGCCUAUUUAAUUUCCAUCGUUUUAUUUCUUCGCUUGUUCCAGACUGUUUUUUUCCCAUUCAUUUUUUUUUUUUUAAUUUGUGGCCUUGGAGCACAAAACUAGUCAAAAGUAGGGGAGCGCGGCGCACAAAGUAACGCGGGGUUAAAUGUAACACAGAGUUUUAAGGUAUUUGCUUAAGGUUAACCAUGACAUGCUUCCGAGGUUUUCACCACAGUGUCAGCAGACAUAUUCCUGCCAAUUAUUGAAAAAAAUUUGGCUAAAUUUGCAUGAGAAACACAGGAGAAAGAAUUUUUACAGUAUAAAAGGAUUUUUUUUUGUUAUAGAGUUGAUAUAUAUAUAUUUUUUUUUUUUUAAUCUGUGAAAGAAUGAUAGUAAAAUCUGAUACUGUUGUGAUCACCGUCUUCUUGACUAAAAGAUGAAACCAUUUUAAAAGACGUAAAAAGUAACUGCUAGCCAGUUUUGAGGAAAACAUGACACAGCGGGGUUCGUUAGAACAGGGUGUUACAAUUAAGCCACAUGUUGGACGCCAACUAAAAGAACAAAAUAUUUUUGGGAAUUUUGAGUGUAAUGUUGAGAACUUUUUAAAUAAAAAUGUUUUUGUAAAUAGAAAAUAUUGUUU